AUGGGGAAAGGGCUAUAUGAGGAUUGUGGGAAUAUACCUAGCUUUACUUGCUUAGAAUAUCUAGAGCCUGUCUUGGUAGUGGGAACUAUUGAAGGUUCGGUAAAGGUCCUCAAAUGUCUUCUUAACCUCAUGAUAAUCAUGAAGCUCAACGAACGGCACGACCCGAUUCUUAGCAAGGAGGAUGCCAUGGAUCCACCAGGCAUUGUCGAACACCCGCACUGGUUGUCGAACCUGCAAGUUAGUCAGCCACUUUCAACCGGAUCAUCAGGUCGACUGACAAACCUCCAGGGAGAGAAGGGUAAAAUAUGUCUCCGCUCAAACCGGCAUUGCGCCGGUUACGCAGACGUCACAGAAUUGAACAAGAAGCCUCAAUCUUUUAAAAUCACAUACUAUGUACCACAUCUUCCGUCUGUCUAUUGGAAGAAUGGAGUUUCGGAAGAUUUCGAACAGGAGCAUGCACUUUAUUGCUUUUAUGUCUGGACCACGCAAUGUUUUCCAUCAGAUCUUACGGGACCGUUUCGACGGCAGGAUAUUCUUCACGAGCCAGCGACGAGACACGCUAUGAUAGCUAUGGGUAUUUUACAUGAGAUAUAUCGAUACAAAAUAACCGGUCCGCCUGCGACGCAGCAACGAAUCGUUGCUAUGCAGCACUACGGGAAAGCUAUCCGAAGUCUUUUAGCACGACAGAAUUCCGAUACCUGCUCAACAGACAAAAACAAAAAGACAAUGUCAAUUUCAUUAUUGGCAUGUUUAUUGUUUGUUGGCUUGGAGAUAUCGCAGGGCCAUCAUGAGUCGGCUCUAAGGCAUUUGCAGUCUGGAUUUGCUUUGUUCCAGGGGGUAUUGAGGGACGAGCGAGAGAGUCUGGUGAAGGAACUAUGUGUGUCUGAGAGUGUACUGCGGUCGCUUUUUGUUCGAUAUAUGUGUCAGAUUACACAUUUUGAUUUGCCUGAUUGUGCACGAUUUUUGAGUUUGUUUGCAGGGUCUGAAAAAGGUUCAGCUGGCUUCUCAGACCUAGACCAGGCUAGAGAAAAUUUCCUUGAUGUUUUGGAUAAGAUUCUCUCAAAACGUCAAACCCAAGGUCUCAGAAAGGAAGCGGGUCGAAAUGAAGAUCUUCUUGAGAUUGAUCGCUGGAUAUUCUCAUUCAAUCUUUACCUCAGCCACGGUAUCCAUACGACGCAAGUUUGUGAUUUCUUCAUACUGGCAACGUGUGCUUUUUCCCUCAAAUUUCGCCUUCUCAUGGAUUCGCGGGGUGCACAAGAAUCCGGGACUACAGAAAUAGACUUGACACAUAUAGCGAAGAUCGGGGAUGCGCUUGUCAAAUCUUCGCCGGACCCUACGAAUUGCUCUACGUGUCCGUUGCAUCGAUUUUUCGAUAAUACCAAGGACAAUACAACAUCAGGAAGUGGUUUCUUCCCCAUUCUCGGUCCGUUCUGCUCUAUAUUUGUAUCGUCGACGUACAGUCAGAACGAUUCUAUUCGCCGGAAAGCAUAUGAUGUUGUGUCAACGAUCUGCAGUUGUGGCAAAGGCUGGGAUAUGGGUCUUACUGUCUACAUUGCUACUCUGUUCGGUCCUAGCGAUAAGCAGGGCUCAAGGUCUAGUCGUUCAGUUCCUCAUUAUCCAGGUUUUCUGUCCGAGGGUGGUCGAAGACUAUUGACAGCGUUACAUUCGUUCAACUUUUGA
This is a messenger RNA of Talaromyces stipitatus ATCC 10500, 1680 nucleotides long. RefSeq lists its product as uncharacterized. The coding region runs from base 1 to 1680 and encodes 559 amino acids. The transcript has 6 exons. The record is from RefSeq and is a predicted model, not a curated record. NCBI's taxonomy places the organism in Eukaryota, Fungi, Ascomycota, Eurotiomycetes, Eurotiales, Trichocomaceae.